AUAUACUUUGGUCAAGUUGGUUGAUCAAAUUUUGAAAUCCAUUUCUCUAAUAUACUGUUCUGUAGUUAAUAACUGCAAUGGCCACAAUCAGAAAGAGAAAAUCUUCAAAAUCUCAGAAGAAAUCAUCAGUUAAAGAAGAUAUCAUUCCAGUGACAGAAAAAGCAGAAAUUGAACCUCAUUUCAGAAAAUAUGUUCUUCCCAAGGGUCACAUUCUGCUCAGUAAGAUACAGAAAAAGGACUCAGGUUGUGUGUUUAUCACUGGACUGCCUUUUGGCAUGACUGAACGCAACCUGCGCCUCUACAUGCAGCAAUUUGGUGAAGUCAUGCGCUGCAGAGUCCACACCUGCCCAAAAACUGGUCGCACCCGUGGGUAUGGCUAUGUUCAUUUCAGGCUGUCAGAAGUUGCCCGCAUUGCUGCGCAGACUAUGAACAACCACCUCAUCACAGGCAGUGUGCUCAAGUGUCGACUCAUCCCAGGGCGGUUCGUCAAAGAAUCAUUUUUUUCAAUGGGCGAUCGUGGAUACCACAGAAGAAUUAAGAAGAAUAUUGACAAACUAAACAAUACCAAACGGAGUGACCUGAGAGAGAAAAAACUACUCAAGAAGCGACAAGCACUGGCUCGAAAGCAGAUAGAAAAAUUGUCUCGCUCUGAAAUCAACUGCAAUGAUCUUGGAAUUAAGGAGCCGGCUGCUGAAAGCAACGAGAAGAAAACGGCGCUUGUGAAGAACACAACCCUCAAGCCUCGAGGUACGCAGCGCACACUAAAAGAAAGCGAGGUGCCAGCGCGUAGAAGCCUUGUGCUCAUAAAGAAAAAUAGUCCAGCCAAGUCUACCGUCAAAAUUGUGAAGAAAAAGACCAAAAAAUAAAUUCUAACCUUGAUUACAUUCUCCAUUUCCCUUGAGUAACAUUUAAUUUCAAA
Hyalella azteca is the source of this 919-nucleotide messenger RNA. Its product is annotated as MKI67 FHA domain-interacting nucleolar phosphoprotein-like. Gene Ontology annotation, biological process: maturation of LSU-rRNA from tricistronic rRNA transcript (SSU-rRNA, 5.8S rRNA, LSU-rRNA). The record is from RefSeq and is a predicted model, not a curated record. Bases 78 to 866 code for a protein of 262 amino acids. Gene Ontology annotation, molecular function: RNA binding. NCBI's taxonomy places the organism in Eukaryota, Metazoa, Arthropoda, Malacostraca, Amphipoda, Hyalellidae. The transcript has 6 exons. Gene Ontology annotation, cellular component: nucleolus.